Molecule: messenger RNA, 1511 nt
Organism: Photinus pyralis (common eastern firefly)
Lineage: Eukaryota; Metazoa; Arthropoda; Insecta; Coleoptera; Lampyridae
Exons: 4
Coding region: 603-1475 (290 amino acids)
Source: RefSeq, a predicted model, not a curated record
UUUGGUCUACGAUGAAUGGACGUUCUUUUAAUGGUAUUUUAUUUGUUUUGCAACAAGAGCAUUCGUCUAGUUGUUGCAUUUGCAAGCACUAAUGUCGAACAGCUUUUUGAUAUCUCUUUUAUAAGCUUCAAUUUUUAAGUUAUAGUUUUCAUUUCUCUUACAUUUGGGGAAUCGUAGAAGCUUAAGAUAUUUAUCGUGAUGUGUGGUAAUAAGCUGCAAUACACGUUUGCGCGUUACUGUAGGGAUUGAACCUUUGUCCCAAACAUCUAAAGGCCACUUUACAGUUCGCAAUUUUUAUUUCCGGCAAGAAAAAUUGCUGCAAUUUUUAUUGCACGCAUGCGCAAAUCGAAUAUUGCGUCGACUUGCUGCAAUUUUUAUGGUGCAAGAAAAAUGUCGUGUUUUGCGCCAAAAGUUCUGUAUCUUGCAUGCAAUUUUAGUAACUUUUGUAGUAUAUUACGACGUACCAACCUUUCAAAAAUUUGAUUUUGUGUUACUGCAAUCAGCUGAUCGUAAAUAAACUAGUGACACGUGUUGUAGCAGUUGGAUCGGCGUGGUGUUCUGUGAGUUGGAUUUUGGAUUUACUGUGAAGAGUGAAAGUUAAAAUGAGCGGAAGUUCUUGUUCAAAAGUGAAGCAGUUCGUGUGGACUCCGGAUGUAACAACGGUACUAAUACAUUUGUACGAGGAACAUCCCUGCUUGUACUUGACAAGCUGUAAUUCCUACAAAAACAAAAAUGUACGAAAUGCAGCUUAUAAUUCCAUAACAGCGGAAUUAAAUAAAAACCUCAACAAAUCGUUGACAGUUAAAGAUGUACAAACAAAGUUGCACGACUUAAGAACACAAUAUCUCAGUGAACUGGGAAAAAUUAAAAAAAGUAAGGUGAGCGGCACUUCUUCUGAUGAAGUGUAUACUCCGAAGUGGCAGUACUUUGAAAUAUUAGCAUUUAUUGGUCAGAGUACUGUGGUUACGGAAGGAGAAUCAAAUAUUCCAGCUAGUAUUAGCGGUGUGCCUGAUUCAGAGCGUGAGACCUGGUCUCAAUCUCAAUAUACCGAAGAAACAUACUACACCGAAGGUGACGGAGAGCAAAUGGAAACUCAAGAAAAUUUGGAGGUGGUAUUUGAUGGCACUGUAGCCGAAUUAAAUGAAUCAGAAAUUGUUGUGGAGAACCCUACACAAGUACCACCCAGAGCUUCUAGUGCACCUCCUACAACACGGAUGAAACAAAACAAACAAAAAAAUACAGGAUUUGGCGAAUUACUUGCUAGUGCAACUAAAGCACUUGACAAAAUUCAGACAACCUCUACUGCACCAAAAAUGCCUGAAAGAUUACCUGGGGACAAUAUCCUAUUUGAACAAAUGAUUGCAUCAGAAAUGGAUAAAAUUAAGGAUGAAGAAAUAUUAGACAAUUUAAAAAUGGCAAUAUACUCAUCACUUUUAAAUGCAAAAAAAGAAUUUCGUAGAAGUUUGAGGGAUUAGUUUUUUAAUUUUAUUUUUUAAAUUAAAAUAAGUUAA